Mycena citricolor is the source of this 480-nucleotide messenger RNA. The record is from the annotation of a GenBank genome assembly. Lineage: Eukaryota; Fungi; Basidiomycota; Agaricomycetes; Agaricales; Mycenaceae.
AAGCAUCAUUAUACCCGAUUCCUAUGCCACAUGCUAUGCACAAACUUGAAGUACCCGUACCAUCCCCAAGCAUGUGUGGACGCCCUCCACCUGAUUUAUCGGAAUCUGGUCGAGUCUGAUGUGCAACUCAGAGACUUUGAUACCCAUCUUUAUGUCCUCCGCACUGUGCGCAUUCAUGCAGCCGACAUCCGCACGCACCGUUUGGCUGUCGUCGUCCAGUUUGUCGUGCUCAAAAAUCUCCGUCCGCGUUUGUCAAAAUCGGUGGAUUUGGCGGAAUGGGAGCAAUUGCCGAGCAUCUUCAGCGACGAAGCCUGGUUCCGCCCCGUGCUCGGCCUUGACAACAAGAGGGGGACGGAAAUUUACGAGUGUGCAUGUGUGGGUGUUGUGACCACUUUCCUCGAGCAGUGUGUCGCCCGGAGUCCGGAUCAAACGGAGCGCGACCUGGACUUUGAGACGCUCAAAUCGGUACACAGAUUUGCC